Molecule: messenger RNA, 7572 nt
Organism: Siniperca chuatsi (mandarin fish)
Lineage: Eukaryota; Metazoa; Chordata; Actinopteri; Centrarchiformes; Sinipercidae
Product: neurexophilin-1
Exons: 2
Coding region: 2692-3570 (292 amino acids)
Molecular function (GO): signaling receptor binding
Source: RefSeq, a predicted model, not a curated record
AAAGACCAAAACCAACAACGUGUCUGUCUCUCAAUUAUAGCCCGACCGAUACUGGAGGUAUAGAUAUUUUAGAUAGAUGUUUUAAAGAAUUGAAUAAUGAUAAACUGUUUUUUCGUAUUGUUUUUUUUUAAGAAUUGUGACCAAGAUGCAUACUAAGCGGGAUAUUUUAGAGUUAAAAAGUAAACUUUUAAGUGUCAUGAACCUAAGUUGGCAUCUAUAGGAUGUACUGCAGUUUCUUUACUUAUUGGCCGGCAUUUACACUGAUUUAUCGGUCUGGUUCCACUCUCAGUACUUAACAUAACUUCCCUAGCCUGGCUCCAUUCGUUCCUUUUGAAAGACAUAAAUCUCACAAAUGUAUAAUUACUUUUUCAUUCUCAGCCGGGCACUGUAGUUUUUAACAAACGUUACUCAAACAGGAGUAAGUAGUGCAUUUGUUGGGGAUUAUUUUCAGCUGCGGAUUAAUACACAUUUGGUGCAUUAGUGAGUACCCCACAUAUGGGAUUGACUCAAAAUAUUGAGGAACAUGUCACAGUGUGGCUCAUUGAUGUGUUUUUAAUAGUUUUGGACAACACUGCAUCUCUAUGGCACAGAGGAAUAAGAUAUAUCAGGCUUUGGCUAAAAACAGGUUUUGGUCUCCAUGGGAUUUGUUGACAAGAAAAAUAAAAAAUCUCACCAGAUUUAUCCUUUAACGUGGAAAAGUCGUGAAAUAAGUCACUUAAAUAAGUACAACAACUAAAUAUGAGUUGAAAUCACCAAAGUGAGUCCUUAAAUGUUGCUCGGUCUGCUCUUACAGCAACAAUUAGGGGUUUUAAUUUGUUAAUUUAAGGUCCACUAAAUUUACAAAUUAAGAUUAAGAUCAAGUUUUAGAUUUUAAAUUAAAGUGUGUAGAUUAUGGGAUGAUUAUGGCAUUUUAAAGCUUUUUUUAAAGGGUUACUUCACAGAUUUUACAUGUUAGUGUCAAUUUAGUAACAAAGGAAAAUGAGAGGCUGUGCACACACCUGCAAGGUCUUCGUCAGGCAAAAUAUUGCACUAAUAAAAACUUGGAAAUUUCAGCGUGCUGACAGCCUCUCAUUUUCCUUUGUUACUGUUUUUUUGUCCUGCAUCUGUACCCAACUGGGUUGGAUGUGCACAGGAGUAAUUAGUACCGCUCAGCCUUUUAACACAGAUGUAGGACUUCUGUGGCUCUGGAGGAGCUUUGUUAAAAUCAGAAAGAAUUACUCAAAUGGCAUCAAUGGAGUAAUUUCGAGCUUAAAGACUACAAAUUUUAACCACAAAGUUUACGUUACAAACUGGGAGCAGGCAGGGAGGGGCUAUUAAAAGAUGCUAUCAUGUUGCAUUUUGGGAAGUGUAGGAUCCAGUGUUUUUUAAGCUUGAACCAUUUAAAGGACAAAAAGUCAGCUCACCUCCACUGCUUUGCUUUUGACCAUUUUUUAAAAAUGUGUCUCUUGCAACACCACCAACUUUAAGGAAGUGCAUUAAUAAAUCGCCGGAGUCCUCUUUGAUAGAGAUGUUUCUGUUACUGAUUAGAUUUGGCAAUUGUUUAUGAACUAUAAAAACAGUUAUUAUCACGCAUGCAUGGUAUUUUUUCCAGCACAAACGUAACUCUAAAUCCUGCUUUUAAAAGUUCACUAACAGCUGAGUCUAGUAAUUACUGUAUAUUGAGCACUGGCAUUCUGCACGUUUGGCAGUUGUGUUCAAUUUUGUAUUAAAUAGUUAUAGUGAACAGUUGUAUUUCUGUAUGUAUGUAUGUAUUGUCUUUUUCUUAAAACAAUAACCAAUGUCUAAAUGUAUUCAAGAAAAUGAUUAAAGUAGUUUAUUUUUUGUGUGUGUGACAAAAACAAGACCCACUUAAACCUGAUUUUGACAAAAAAGUUGACUAUAUUAGCUUUGUUAUUUGGCAUAAAAACCUAAAUUACAUCGGAUGAGUGAUGAGUAAUUCAUAAAAAUGACAAUAAGCUGUUAUUUGAAGCUGCAACAUGUCAAUAUGACAUCUAAAUAUUACCAGUCCUGUAAUACAGCUUUUUAAUACUUGAAUGGGGCACAGCACAAACUACACGUAGACAUAAAAUGUACUAAAUAUUCUUUUCUUUUUGGGGUCACUUAAGAGAAUAAGCUGUUAUUGAGAGCUGCGACGAGUUCAUGUGCAGUGACUGUCGGGUGUCACCUUCUCAACAUGAGAUCAACAUGGCAGCUUCACUGAUGUUUUUACAGCAUCUGAUGUAAAUGGAAAAAGCGGCCACUAGAUGUCAGCCCCAGACGAUGUUAAAAGAAAAGUUGCUUCUCAAAAGUCCAUAACGUGAACCUCCUUCUCAGCUCCCCUCUUUUCUCCUCUCUCCCUCCCCCUUCCUCACUCACUCUAUUUGACUCUCCAUCCCUCCCCCCACUCUCCCUCUCUGAACCUCAGAGCGCGCUAUAUAAAACAUCCCUCCACACUGACACUCAGAUGUACAAGCACCUCGCUUCUCACCACAGCGCCUACAAACCUUGCAUCAAAAAUCACCCCGGUAAACACUGUUUUAACAGCAGACAUCUGACCCUCCUGAAUGAGCCUGAGAAGAUUCAUCUCUGCUCUCUCGCCUCAGGACCGCCUCCCUCACUCUCUAUUUCUCCUCAAGUUUGGCAGCUGAUACCGGCUCAGUCAGAAGGAGAUUUUUUAUUUUUUGCGGCUGAGAAGAUCAAGGACAGUUUGACAUGAGAGGAGACGCUGCACAAAGAGGCAUGAAGACCACAUGUCUGUGGGCUGCCGCUCUGCUGCUGCUGUCAGUCAUCUCUCUGGUUACCAGUGCUGAUUCACCAAGUUCAGGAAAUUCGGACUUGAGAGAGAGCUCAAAACCCAAAGUGAAGACCUACUGGACUGAAAGCAGCAAGGCCUUUUCCAACAGUCGUCUGCUGUCCCAGACCCUGUACGGCAAAGAGAACUUCACCUCUCUGGAUCUGAACUACGACGAAGCAGACUCUUACUCUAAACGAGAGCAGUGGAACUGGCUUUACAACGCUUCAAACCCCCGCGAUCCUCGACCCAGGAUAAAAAGGAGGCCCAUCGUCAAGACCGGCAAGUUCAAGAAGAUGUUCGGUUGGGGUGACUUCCAUUCCAACAUCAAGACGGUGAAGCUCAACCUUCUCAUUACUGGUAAAAUCGUGGAUCAUGGCAACGGGACAUUCAGCGUCUACUUCCGCCACAACUCGACCGGUCAGGGCAACGUGUCCGUGGGACUUGUUCCACCGACCAAAGCGGUGGAGUUCCAGGUCCACCAGCAGCACCAGCAGUACCACCACCAUCACCACCAGCAGCAGCAGACGGCUCUGGAGACGAAGGACACCAAGCUGUUCAACUGCAGGGUGGAGUACGAGAAGGUGGAGAAGGGCACCAGAAAUUCACUGUGUGCCCACGACCCCUCGCAGAGCUGCCCGCAAGAGCAGACCCAGAGCCACGUGUCCUGGCUGUGCUCCAAGCCCUUUAAAGUCAUCUGCAUCUUCAUCACCUUCUACAGCACCGACUACAAGCUGGUGCAGAAGGUGUGUCCAGAUUACAACUACCACAGUGACACCCCUUACCUCCCCACCGGGUGAUCACAUGACCAGACGAGGAGAAGAAAAAAAAAAGACAGAAAAAAGACGCAGAGACAAGCCGUCAGGUCCUGAGUGGUGUCAGAUUAUUUGAAUGAAAAUGGAGUUAAGACACUUCAAACUUGAGAUGUUGACAGGCAUUAUUACAGCUAACAUAUCCUUGUCGCAAGACUGAUAUUGCUCCAAUGAACAGACCUACCCCGAGGUCAUUAUGAGAGCAUUUAGGGAAGCAUUUAUAGGCUUGCAAUACUCAUAUUAUAUGCAUAGCUGCUUACAUCGAAAGGAAAUUCUCAAGCCAACUGUAAAAAUAUGCUGAUUGUAUUUAUGUAAAUAUUGUGGAUUCUACACAAAGACCAGAAAACAAUUUUAUUAAUGUUUUCUCCUGCUAAUUUAGUUGUUUAUGUUGAUAGUGAAUUUCCGUCUCAAUCAUGCUUUCUGUCUUUUCCAAUCAGUCUCUGGUAAUCACUGCAAACACGUAAAUGUCAAUGCAACUAAGAAGAAUCUGUCAGUAUGCAUUAGAGGGCGUAAUGGAAAAAGCAAACAUAUUUUGAGUGGUGUUGUUUUCUGCAGUGUGAUUGUUAGAGUGAAAAUACCUCUCUGAUAUUGUUGUUGGAAUCUCGUCCAUGUCCAUGCAUGAACCGAAUGUGGUAAACACCUGAAUAACGCCCAUCUAUAUUUUCAUGUUAUUGCAGCUGUCAGAAAUAAUCUUCAUCAAGUCAUAGGAGAAAAACAAAAAAAGUACUUCUAUUUCAAUUCUGUGUUAUGUGUUAGCAGUUUUAAGGUCAUGGAUGGCGCACAGUAAAUGACACCAACAGAGGGCUCACAUCAGAUCAAACAUAAGCAAGUAAAUGUUGCAAUAAAUAAAUAAAACUUGAAGACACACAAGUUGACAGAGAUACAAAAGAUCAUUUUCUGUACUGCUGCUUAUAAAAAUCAAACAUAACUGUCCUCUAAUUCUGCUGUUUUCUCAGUCCUGCAUUUCCAUUUUAGACAUUUAGACGUUGCUCUUAUUUUUAUGACUUAUAACAAGUCCAGUAUAAUAAAUUUCAACUCCUGCAUCACAACAUGACAAGCAGCCUGUAGUAAGAAGUGUCAGAGCCACAGGGCCCUCGCAGUAUCCAAAAAUAACUAUCUGUACACACUGGAAUAAUCAUUUAUAUAGAAAAGUGCUAAUAAUGAUAAAAAAACAAGGCCAAAAGUGUUUGAAAGUGUUUAAAAAAUAGAUAUUAGAACAAGCAGAAGAGAGGAAGACAUGGAAGUGAGAGGAUGAUUUCCUAAAGUAAAUUUAACAAUGGUUGAAACGGAACUAACGCUGUAUUGAAAUGUGAGAUGUGGUAAAAUGCGGUUUCUUGCUCCAGAGGAGACAGGACAUACAUUAAACAGCAGGUGCUAAUCACACAUUCCACCUAUCCAACAUUCGCACCUCUGGUUAUCAAAAAAAAAAAAUCUGGAUGAGACUAACACUGGCUGUUAAUGAUAUUGGAUGUUCCAAUUGGCUAUUAAACCUUCAUUACAUAAAUUGGGAGCCAGUGGCUCCACGUGAAGCAUUUAGAGGAAAUGAACAGAGUGUAAGUGGGAGCUCUGCAGAGUCAACACCAUAGAAAGAAUGAAUUAAAGUGCUGAUAGAAAACCUGUAAAAAAGCACAAAUGUGCACCUAGGGGUGCAAUCACUGCACUGUCUAUUUAAAUUCAGUGCUCUUUCACAGUGUACGCUAUGGUAUACGCAACACAGUAACUGCUAAUGGCAGCCUGGAUGACAUCCAAUAUGCCAACAUGGGGUGUAUUUUCUGACAAGGCAGGCCAAAGAAUAGGGGUCUGUCUGUGGGAUGAGUGAGCAUAAAGAGGAAUUUAUGAUGUGGAGGAACAAGGCUGGCAGAAAUCACUGGAAGCACCUGACUCGUAAAUUGAGAGCAUGUUUCUGUCACAGAGAAGAAGGAAUGACUAAUGUCUCAGAUUGCUGUUUGGGCCAGUUCUUUCAUCUCAAUAUCUUUGACUUUGAUAUCCCUCCACCCCUACCCAAAUGUGCCAGGGACAGUUUGUUCAGCUUCAAAGAAUUAAAGCACCACUUUGCCGAGACAAUGCAGCCUCAUUAUGCACAUAAUCUUACAAGUGUAAACAGUCUGGCACAAAAGUGUUUGGUGUGAGAGCUACUGAGAGAUGGAUCUGUUCCCUGACUGAUGUUGUCUGAGGGUAAAUGCAGCUUAUCAUGUUGUGUACUGUUUCACAAUUAAUUAACAAGAAAGUAUAGAUGUAUUCACAAAUAUAACUUAAAGCUGCACUAACCAAUAUUUUAACAUUAACAACGGAUGUCUAAUGUGAAAGGUAUUGCUUGUUGUGACAAACCCACAGAUUUUCCUUCAGCUCUGCAGAGCGUUUUAGCGCCUUUCAGCUUAUUGUUUUGGUUUUACGGCCCUCAACUUUACUGUUUUGAUUCACUCUGAUCAGCAUCGUUUCCAGCAGCUGCAGUCAGCUUUUUUGUACGCUACCUGCCCAGCGCCAAACAGCUGACAGACACAGUCAGCAACUAGCUCAUGAACAUAGUGGAGCAUUUAGCAGCUAAAGAGCCAGAUGUUUCCCUCAGGAGUCGGUAGAACGUAAACAAGUAAAUAUUCGACUUCCUUUCGCCAGGUGGCCAAAAAGACGGUUCCAAAUGAAUACACACUUUUCAGUGUCUGCUGGAAGUGUAAAUAAAAACAUGUUAGCCAAAUCAAGUUUAUGAGGCAUAAUUUGUCAGUGUUGUUUUUAAGAGUUUGACAAAAGAUAAAAAAAAUCAGCAUUUUGUCUGUUUCAAAUCUGAUAGUAAUUUCAAAUAUUGGGCUGUUUUACCCCUCUAUUUAAGAACAUUACUGAUUUAAAAACUUGAGCAUCUGGAAGAAUGAUUAACUUAGAUGUUUUAAGGGACUAAUACUAGACUAAACAACUGUCAAUCAUUUUGGGAGUGACAGCAGGUUCCAGUUUUAUGUUUUGGCUUCUAGCGCUAGGGCUAAUCUUUUGUUAACUUUCAGAUCACUGUUUGUACCUUCAAUACAACUCAAAGAAAUGAUUAAACAGAGGGGAUGUAGAAAGUAGAGUUUUAUAAUUAAAACAGGAAAUAGCUUCUCAGAAAUUAAAUUCAAACCAAUCUCAAAUAUCUAAUAAGCUAAAUUCAGCAGACUAAUUUGCCCAAGUAGGAGAGGUUGGAUUAAUUUAACUCCUCUUUAUAGCGAACAUUUCUUAAAUUAUGUUGAUUUCAAAGCGCCAUUUUACCCGACAACAUGAAAAACUAGCCUUUUCCUCAGAGAAACUGUCCAUUUAACGAGCUCAGUCUGUAUGAAUGAAACCGACGGCAUUACAACCCGGCAGUGUUUGGACGUCUAAGUUAUCUUUGGACCCAGAUCUUCUCCCUUGGUUCAGUUGUCCUGGGCCGGAGCCAUCCAUGCCUGCCGUCUAUCCCCUAGCUCGCCCACAAUCCCUGAUUAAUGUGGUUUGGGCGGGAGCUGUCAGAAAUGGCAGAGAGAAUCAUGGGAUUUCUCCUUCAGAGUCCCAAUGACACCCAGCAGCUGCAGGAGUAAACAGAUGACUAACCACUGGCCUUUUGGCAGCCUGUGGAGAUUCACACGGAGGGAGGGCUGUGAACGCUGCUUUGACAUUUAGGUGGAUUAGAAAGUUCUUGGGUUCUGCUCUCGUGGUGUCAGAGGUGGUUGGCAUAGUAAUUAUUCGCGUCUUGGUUUUCUUCCGCUUGACCCCCAAUCGCAGUGAAAAUGUAGAGGUUCAGUUUUACAGAUGUUUGUUCAAAUGAAAUGUGUGAACGAUCCUUACAAGCCUCAUUUAUAAACAAAUCACAUUUUGUUUGCACUGCUACAGAAGACACAAUAGGGAUCCUACUUUAAAAAAACAACAACAACAACCAUUUGUCAUUUCAGACCAUGUCCUGCUGCAGAAUUCAUUUCAAAUCUGGGGCUGAAGCUGUCCUGGGGCACAGUUUUGUGUGAGGUAUUGACAUAUUAAAGGCUCUAUCAGACAAUG